CUCACAUAGAAACUAAUUGAUCAUAGUGAAGAGAGAUGAAGGUGAUAGAGAAGAUUCAACAGGCGACCGACAGAGUUGUCUUUUCCUUUGAGUUCUUCCCACCGAAGACCGAAGAUGGAGUCGAGAACCUGUUCGAGAAGAUGGAACGGAUGGUGGUACACAAUCCUUCAUUCUGUGACAUCACUUGGGGAGCUGGAGGUUCCACGGCGGAUCUGACGCUGGAGAUCGCCAAUAGGAUGCAGAAUAUGGUUUGUGUUGAGACCAUGAUGCACCUCACUUGCACAAACAUGCCUGUUGAGAAGAUUGACCAUGCUCUUGAUACUAUCAAGUCCAAAGGCAUUCAGAAUGUUCUUGCUCUUCGAGGUGAUCCUCCUCAUGGUCAGGACAAGUUCGUUCAAGUCGAAGGUGGAUUUUCCUGUGCUCUUGAUCUGGUAAAGCACAUGCGGUCCAAAUAUGGCGACUACUUUGGAAUAACAGUUGCUGGUUACCCAGAGGCACAUCCCGAUGCCAUAGAAAGUAAUGGUCUGGCUACGCCGGAGUCAUACCAGAGUGACCUAGAGUACCUCAAAAGAAAGGUUGAUGCUGGAGCUGACCUCAUUGUCACUCAACUUUUCUAUGACACUGAUAUUUUCCUCAAGUUUGUGAAUGAUUGCCGCCAAAUUGGAAUUAAUUGCCCCAUUGUCCCAGGCAUUAUGCCCAUUAAUAAUUAUAAGGGAUUUUUUCGCAUGACAGGUUUCUGCAAAACUAAGAUUCCUGCUGAGCUUAUUGCAGCAUUAGAACCUAUCAAGGACAACGAAGAAGCAGUCAGAUCUUAUGGAGUUCAUUUUGCAACAGAAAUGUGCAAGAGGAUUAUGGCCACUGGAAUUAAGACAUUGCACCUCUACUCAUUAAACAUGGAGAAAUCUGCUUUGCAAAUAUUAAUGAAUCUUGGAUUAAUUGAGGAAUCCAAAAUUUCAAGAUCAUUGCCCUGGAGAAGACCAACAAAUGUUUUCCGUGUCAAAGAAGAUGUUCGCCCAAUCUUUUGGGCUAAUCGUCCAAAGAGCUACAUAUCAAGGACAAUAGGUUGGGAGCAAUACCCACAAGGGCGAUGGGGAGAUUCCCAGAAUGCAUCAUACGGAACCUUGUCUGAUUACCAGUUUAUGAGGCCAAGAGCUCGUGAUAAAAAGCUUCAAGAGGAGUGGGUUCUUCCUUUGAAGAAUGUUGAAGAAAUACACAAUCAAUUUAAAAAGUACUGCCUUGGGGAAUUGAGAAGCAGUCCAUGGUCAGAAUUAGAGGGACUUCAGCCAGAGACAAAGAUUAUAAAUGAGCAGCUGGGAGCCAUUAAUUCGAAAGGUUUUCUUACAAUAAACAGUCAACCAGCAGUUAAUGGUACAAAAUCUGAUUCUCCUUCUGUUGGGUGGGGUGGACCAGGUGGUUAUGUGUAUCAAAAGGCAUAUGUAGAGUUUUUCUGCUCGAAAGAGAAUUUAGAUACUCUGAUCAAGAAAAGCGAGACGUUCCCAUAUUUAACCUAUAUGGCUGUUGAUAAAGGAGGAAACUGGGUAUCCAACAUUACCCAAAAUAACGUGAACGCAGUCACAUGGGGAGUCUUCCCAGCCAAGGAAAUCGUUCAACCGACAGUAGUGGAUCCAGCCAGCUUUAUGGUUUGGAAGGAUGAAGCUUUCGAGAUUUGGUCAACUGGUUGGGCCAAGUUAUACCCGGAAGAUGACCCAUCAAGAAAACUGCUUGAACAGGUGCAAAGCAGUUACUUCUUGGUCAGCUUGGUGGACAACGAUUAUGUCAAUGGUGAUCUGUUUUCUGCUUUCAAGGAUCUCUGAUGAACUAAUCUUUCUCGCGUUUGCAUCUAUCAUAUAUAUAGCUAGCUCCUACUCACGUUUGUUAUGUAAUUUUGAGAUUUUUAUUCUACAAGAUGAAAUAAGAUGUGUUGCUUGAGUGAAAGCCAUUCUAAUGUUACCUUUUAAGGCAAUAGAAAUCGGAAAAUUACAGC
Impatiens glandulifera is the source of this 1984-nucleotide messenger RNA. Its product is annotated as methylenetetrahydrofolate reductase 1-like. Gene Ontology annotation, molecular function: methylenetetrahydrofolate reductase [NAD(P)H] activity; FAD binding. The transcript is spliced from 11 exons. Gene Ontology annotation, biological process: tetrahydrofolate interconversion. The coding region runs from base 36 to 1814 and encodes 592 amino acids. Gene Ontology annotation, cellular component: cytosol. NCBI's taxonomy places the organism in Eukaryota, Viridiplantae, Streptophyta, Magnoliopsida, Ericales, Balsaminaceae. The record is from RefSeq and is a predicted model, not a curated record.